This is a messenger RNA of Peniophora sp. CBMAI 1063, 954 nucleotides long. Lineage: Eukaryota; Fungi; Basidiomycota; Agaricomycetes; Russulales; Peniophoraceae. The record is from the annotation of a GenBank genome assembly.
AUGACGAGCGCGUCCACACCCACGUACCGCGUCGUCUUGGUCAACGAAGACGUUCAUAUCCCGGUGCAUGCUCGCCACCCGUCUACGGCACCUUACAUCCUGCACACGAUUGACAACUUGUACCCCGCCCUCGCAAAACGCCCUUCAUGCACGUAUACCCCUUAUAGGCGCAUAUGGAAGUGCCCUCAUCCAGGAUGUUCUUAUCUCGAGGACCUUCUCAUGCUGUCCCCUUCAGCAGGCGAAGCAGUUUGCCGCCUCGCAGCUACUGCACUUGAGUCUAAUCUCCUCGCGAACGAGUUAGCCUCUGAAUUUUUGAGGCUUGUCGAUGGCAAGUACAGGGUACGCCGGGAAUUCGUCAAGUGUGCGGUCGAUAUCAUUGGCCUGCGUCACUACGAAACCCAUCUGCACGACGUUGGUCUUCGUUGUUUCAUCCGCGGACAACGGCCUGACGGACAUAUAUCAUUCACGUGGGAGCACUCCCAACUAGAGACCUUACUCCUCUCGAGGACCGUAGAUGGAUUGCACGCGCGUCGACAUGAGGAAGCAAUGCGGCGGGCUAUCCAGCUCUCACUCUCCGUACAAGCCCGUCGGUGGGCCCAUGAAGUCCGAUUCUGGGAGUUGGACAAGCUGGUUGCCGAGCGUCGCCUCGCUCGCGAACGGCAGCACAAAUUUGUCAACGAGCUGGCCCUUGAAGAAGCCUUCGCCAGUUCCGGUCGACAUGCCAGCGCAUUGCCACCGUUGAGAUCGGGACAGUCCUUGGCCAUCAUGACGGCUGGUCGGAGGCUUCACGAUGAGAUAUAUGGCACGUUAGCCGCACGCGAAGACGUUCUGCGGACAGUCACGGACCGCCUAACACUCGCUGAGGCAGAGAUACAGAGUUGGGAGCAUGGCGACGGGAUGGUCCGGACCCAGAAUCGCGGCGAUCACACGGACCUCUACGCUCAUGAUCAGUAG